This is a messenger RNA of Synchiropus splendidus (mandarinfish), 5361 nucleotides long. RefSeq names its product PHD finger protein 3 (gene phf3). Gene Ontology annotation, cellular component: nucleus. Bases 132 to 4829 code for a protein of 1565 amino acids. Gene Ontology annotation, biological process: DNA-templated transcription. NCBI's taxonomy places the organism in Eukaryota, Metazoa, Chordata, Actinopteri, Syngnathiformes, Callionymidae. The transcript is spliced from 16 exons. The record is from RefSeq and is a predicted model, not a curated record.
GUGACCUGUAACGCUUUGCAGCAGCGGGACGACUGACGGCUCAGUGAGAGGAAGUUAACGUCUGUGUUACUAUGUGACCUAAAAGAAGUGUGCCGUAGACCGAAACGAUAAAGAGGACGUGAGCAGCCUACAUGGAUAUUGUGGACACCUUCAACCAUUUAAUACCAAGCGACCAGUUGGAUGACUCCCUGGUUAUAGGUCAGAAUCUGGAAUGUGAGGCCAGUAAUGAGUUUGGACCCGGACCCCAGCUGGACGACUCACUCAAGAACAUGCUCAGCGACAAAGACCCCAUGUUUGGGUGUGCAAGCUCACAUUUUAACCUGCUGGACAAUGAGGACCCAAGUUUUCACAUGUCUGGUUCAGCAGCUGGCCUUGGUUCAAUACCCACUGGCCUUGAAGAGACCCCUCGAGUUAAGCUGCCUGUCGGCAGGCCACGGAAGCGUCCUCGUCAUGUAGAAAUCGAUCAUAUUGGAGACACAGACGUGUCCAAGAACAGUGUGCAACCCGCCCCUCACAACCCAUCACAGUCAUUUCUCAUUGAGAAGGGGGUUCAAGGCUCCCAGCUUAAGAAAGAGUUAACAGAAGGAGGACGCAUUAAUAUUAAUGACCUUGAUGGUGGAUUGUGGCUUAAUCCUUCAGUUGAAUUAAGAAGAUUGACAGUGACAAUUGGUGGGUUCAGGAUAGAGUUGCUUCCAGGACCGUCAUACAUACAGACUACUGACCCGAUGAUGGAUGAUAGUUUUGCGUUUGAUGAGAACCUUGGUUUCCCUGUGUUGCCUGAUGAUGCCAUCGGCGCCAAUAAGCACAUACAAGAGGUAGCCCAGGUUGAUGUAGUAGAGAGUGGUUUUGACGACGAAGCAACUCUUGCCUUGGGCCCAUAUGUAAACCCUAAUGAUGUGCAGAAAUCAAAUGGAGCUGACGUAAUGUUCCCCUACACACAAAAGACAAAAGUUGACAAUCAAAUUGUGCCUGGCAACAAGAGGUCAGUCUGUCAUAAAAAAGAUGCCAUCCAACCGAACAACAAGGGCAACAAAAUCAUAGGUGCUACCAAUGUAAAGGGAAACCAGACCGCAGUGAAGAGUCUGCACAGACCUAAAGAAGGCCUCAUGUCUCCAAAAAGUAAACAUGUUGCUUUGACUAAAACAAGCACCAUGGUCAAGACUCAUAAGGAUUCUGAUAUCACGCCAUCUAAAGUCAUCCCUAAAGGAGACAUGCACAAAAUCAAGUCGCCCAAGGAAAAGAAGAUCACAGACCCUUUGAAACGGCCUGCGGAUGCCAACCCUGGCAUCCCCGGUGCUAAACUGCAAAAGCUACAAAUGAACACAGACCAUAAAGCCAAGCCAAAAUCGUCAGUUAUACCGACAUCCCCUCUGAAGAAGACAGCCACAUCUGGGAAUCGCUCUAGUGAUUUACACAGUCCCAAAAAACCCAGUCAUCUCGCCAACAGCCAUAAAGUCGAGCCAGCAAACCAAACACAUUCCCGUCCUGAUAAUUCUUUAAGAUCACCUGAUGAUGGAGGGCAGGAAAAGCCCAAAGUGAAAAAGCCUGAAAAGAUCCUUCCAAAACAAAAAAGUAAAACUCCAAGAAGCAUCUCUGUGGAUGAGCCGCAGCUGUUCAUCCCUGACAAUGCCCCAGUUGUUGCAAAGAAGGACAGUGCUGAGGAGCAGUCUGCUCAUGUGGAAGAAGCGGUGUGGGACGGUAACAACUGCUGUGGUCUCUGCAAGAAACACCAUAACAACUUGUUCAUGGUGGGCUGUGGUCGCUGUGAAGACUGGUUCCAUGGUGACUGUGUCGGCCUCGACCUGACAAAGGUGCAUGAGAUGGAAGAAGAGGACCAGAUGUACGUUUGUUUGAGGUGCUGCGAGGAAGAAAGCAAGAAAGUGGAGACAGAAAUGCCAAGCACCAAUGUCAUGGCUGAAACGAAGGAAAAGACUGAGGCGAAAGCCCAGGAUCUCAAGCCCGCAUCUAAAGCCAAACCAGGACCUUCCCAGUCUCUCUCUUCAGGGGGGGUCAGGCCAGUAAGAAAGGAUGCUGACCGAAGAUUAUCUGUGGAUGUCAAAGAAGCAUCCCAUAAAACAGGUGGGAAGCUGGAAGCAAGAAGCAAGUCUUCAUCGUCUGCAAAGAAACCUGCCUCCGUCGAAGAAAUCAGACGCAGUGUACGUGAUUCACUAAAAGAAAUCCUCAUACAGAGGUUGAAGGAAUCUGAUUUGAAGAUCUCGGUAGAGAAAGCUUAUGAAGUUGCAAAGAAGACGGAGCGGGAGCUUUUCCACUUGUAUAAAGACACUGAAAACAAGUACAAGAACAAGUAUAGGAGCUUAAUGUUCAACCUGAAAGACACAAAGAAUAAUGUGCUUUACAAGCGUGUUCUGAGAGGGGAAAUCUCACCUGCCAGUCUAAUUCGGAUGAGUCCUGAAGAGCUGGCCUCCAAGGAACUGGCUGCGUGGCGUAAAAGAGAGAAUCGACAUACAAUUGAAAUGAUUGAAAAAGAACAGAGGGAAGCGGAGAGAAGGCCGAUCACGAAGAUCACACACAAAGGUGAAAUUGAAAUCGAAAGUCAAGAGCCGGCUAAGGCACCGGAGCCAGCAGAGCCUGCUUCUCCAGUCAAAGUAGCUGAGGUGGUAGUGGAGCCUCCAAAAGCUCUGGAGAAGAAAGCGGACAGUGUGGAGACAGAGAAAGACACAACGCACCAACACAAGUCUCACUUGUUUGAUCUGCACUGUAAAAUCUGCACAGGUCGCAUGGCUCCCCCGGUGGAGGAGGCGCCGAACAAAGUGCUCAAAGUCGCGACGACGGUGGUGAGGAGGCAGUCUGCGAUAUCGGAGGAGCCAAAGACCACAAAUCCUCCGGGGGUCGAUGACGACGCUCUCCACGCAGUCCUGGAGGAGAGCCUGCGAAGUGCCCAGUCAAGCUACGAAGGACGGUCCGAGCACACCGUUGGAAGAGAAGUGGAGACAGCGUUCCUUUCCAACCUGAAGUCAUUGUGGCGAGGGUUCAUUAACAUGCACGCAGUGGCGAAGCUUGUGACAAAAGCUUUUCCUGUUUCUGGGGUCUUGGACAACUUGAUUCAGGAUCUGCCAGACAGCAUCCAAGUUGGGGGCCGGAUCAGCCCGCAGAUAGUCUGGGACUACUUUGAGAAAAUCCGUGCGACGGGAACUAAAGAAGUGUGUUUGAUUCGCUUUUCUCCUGAGACUGAAGAAGAUGAGAUUUCCUACACUCUCCUCUAUGCGUACUUUAGUAGCCGCAAGCGCUAUGGUGUUGUGUCCAAUAACCUCAAGCAAGUGAAGGAUAUGUACCUCAUCCCUCUGGGUGCUACUGAGAAAGUGCCACAACAGCUUGUUCCCUUCGACGGACCAGGUUUGGAAAGCAACCGCAACAACCUCCUCCUUGGACUCAUCAUUCGUCAGCGGCCGAAAAGAGAUUUUCUUCCGGUGGACUUGAACGAAACGGCAAGGGUCAUUCCUGAAGUCAAGCCAAUAAGCAUAUCUCCGAAACAGAGCAAAGCAGCUGGAGUGGAAGAGAGUUUCUUCCUCACCGCCAUCCCUGCUGCUAUGAAAACUGAGAAGGAAACACAGCCAAAAGCUAUUGAGGAGGAGGUGGAAGAAGAAGAGCCAGUAGAGGAGAGUUUUGAUGAAACAUCUGCCACCGAGGAGAGCGGCUCUCAGGAGUCGCUGAAACCCCUGCGCUUUCUUCCUGGGGUGUUAGUGGGAUGGGGCGGGGAGCUCCCCCCGCUGCCUGAUUUUAGUGAGAAGUCCAAACCAUCAGCAGAAGAAGUCCCCACAGUCAGUUCAGCCUCGAAGACUGAAGCCCCAAAAAGCACGGUGCAGAGGGAACGUUUCGUCAUCAAGAAGAAGGAAUCGAAAACCAUAAAAGUCGAGCCAGAGGACUCAACUAACAGUGACAAGCCUGGUGCCAGUGACUCGUCUGGAAAAGAAGCGCCUGCACUUCCUCAACGUGUCGGCUUGUCGCUCAAAGAUAAACCUCCGGACGUGUCAACCACAGCUUUCCUGGCCAGUUUGUCCACGCCUCAGAUUUCAACUGAAUCCACUGACACAGCACUGGACAAGGAGGCCGAAACAGGAACAAAUGGCGGCCAGAGUGUAUCGAAUGGCUCCAAACCUCCUCUCAGUGGAAUUUUGAAAAAAUCUUCAGUGUACCCCGUAAAUGAAGACACCUCACACAAGUCAGAAGAUCCACCCAAACCAGCCGCUGCUGAGGGCUUGAAGAAACAAACAAUCACAACGUUUCACCAGGGGUAUCUACAGAUGUCUCAAGCUGAGAGGAAAACCAAGGAGCAAACUGCUGUUGGAAAUACUGUUACGACAGAUGAGCAGCCAAAGCCAGACAGUUGUGUGCCUGCUGAGUCUUUGUCUGACCGUCCUGACCCCCAUGAGAACAAUCUGUCAUCGGCUCUGUCACCAAACCCAGAUGACAACGACCACAGUGUGACGUCAGACAGUGAAAGCGCUUCACACUCGCUGUCCUCAGAACAUUCCUCCCAAUAUAGAGACACCAAACGCCAAGACGAGUUGUACAGUGACCCCUGGGAGAGGCCACGGAACACCGAGGACCGUCACAAGAGGGAUCACAGAGGCCCCCAUCACGGGAAGAAGAGCCGGCACCACGACCGGGAACGGGAGAAGCCAGAGCGUGGCUACGACGACAAAUACAGAGAGAGAAGUCGACACCACAGCCACUCGGAGGACCGCUACGGCGAUAGAAGGAAAGAGCGGCAGCACAGCGACGACUACGCCAGCCGCCACAAAGAGCGCCACAGACACCGCAGAGACUCGGACAACGGACGAAGAAGUUCAAAAGACAGCUACUCUUAAUAUUGUCACCUGUUGGCAGGUAUCAUGGUUACAAAGAUGACUUAACCAUCACUCGCUAUUUUCGUUCCACCUGUUGGCAGCUCCGUUUUUUUUCUUGUCAACACUGUGUCCUAGAAGUCCAUUUCACUUUCAUCGCCAGUAACAUUUUUCAACUCAGUCCGUUUAUUAUAAAUUUCUGUACACGUUGGUCUUCUCACGGACUGCUGAUUUCACGAUUUGUCCAAGCUUGAGCAUUUGGCAUGAAUGUACCAGAGACAACAGUUCUUACCUACUUUUAAAAAAGAAAAAAAUCAACGAAAAUAUUUUAUACUUUUCCUUUUAAAGAGAGUAUGUACAUUUUGGCGUGUAAAGAAGUGUGCCUUUGCACUGUUUUAUGUACAGUUGGUAAUAAAGCUAAUCCUUUUGUAUUAUUGAUUAUAAAAAAGACUCAUAUUUCAUUUGUACAGUAAAUAUAUUAAAUUAAAGAGAAUCUUGACUUUGUUUUCUUCUCCUACAAUUGUCUAUUACAAACCAUUGGAAAAUACUUUUUUUU